ACAUGAAGUCACUGCGAUUUAUUGCUGCUGAGGGCUUCGUCCAGAGUGGUCCGAGUGCUCUGGAGAACCUAAACUGCAUGUCUUUCAACCUUUACCCGCUCCUCUUCAAGGCCUGUUAUCUACUCGAGCAGGCGGACCUGCUGCAUGCUUUGGUGCAGACUUGGCCUCUUCCCGUGCUCGACUUACAGAGGCUGCUGGGAGCGACAGCUGACUGUCAGACGGACCUCACCUCCUGCACCUGCCGGCUCUGUCUGGAGGCCAUUAUAACUGGCUUAAAGGAUUAUGUGUUGUCUCCUCCAAGAACCUAUGCCAAGAACCUGCGUGUGGUGGACCUGACGGGCCUGAGGGAUGUGGAGCACCAUACCUGCCCCUGCCGGUCCACCUUAGGUCGAUGGGGAAGAACCAAACUCCUGACACAAGUGUGCUUCGAGACCAUGGUGACCAUGCAAGCCACCGAAGUGACGCAAUCUGCCUUUGAAACAUCUAUUGAUGUCCGUCUGAACGGCUUUGUUACAGGUCGCAGCUAUGAGCUGGUGGCUCAGGCAUUCCUCGUCCUCCGCUACUGUCCCCUGAAGCUGCGCUUUCUUAGUUUUCGGGCUGACUCCCUCACUCUCAAGCAGCUGUUUUAUGUUCUUCGCCUAGCAGAACCUGAGAGCAUUGAAAAGCUGGAGGUAGUCCACAAUGUUCCACUGCAGGCUGCUCACUUGGAAGUGCUGCUGUCCAAGGUGGAACUUUCCAAAUUACAGUCUUUGACCCUGCCGGCCGGGGCGUUGGAUGUUAGGAGGUUGGGCUCUGAUGUGGACGACGUGAUGUCCAUCAUCGGGAAUCUGCUGGCCCAACUGAGCAGCCUGACUGAGCUCUAUGUUGGUUUCUCCCCUCUAACCGGACACAUACGCAGACUGCUUAAUCCUCUCAACACACCACUGCAGUGCUUGGAUGUGGCCAACUGUUGCCUUAACCGAGUGGACAUGACAUAUCUGUCAAACAGCCUUCACAGCGAGUUCCUGGUCAGUCUGGACAUCAGUGGACACGACAUCUUCAGCUCUUUCUCCUCCUGUUUCGACAAACUGCUCGGCCGCUGCUCAGCCACAUUGACCAACCUGACAGUAGAAGAGUGCAACAUCGAGGACGAGCACAUGGAUGCCUUCACUCACUCUCUGGCUCGCUGUCAGAUGCUGGAGGAGCUCAAACUCCUGGGAAACCCUCUGACCUCUGCAGCUCUAUGCAGAUUAUUCUCCAUGCUAUCUGCAGGCUUUCCUAAGUUAAAAUACAUAGAGGUGCCGGUUCCCCGGGAGUGCUACUCAGAGGAUGUCACUUACCCUCUGGAGGAUUCAGACCUCCUGGUGUACAACAAUGAGCUGUUUCAGGAAGUGAUGGCCCAGCUGAGGGGGAUUCUGGAAGGAGCAGGGAGAGGGAGUGUGGAGGUGUGCACCCCACUCAUGGGGGCAUAUGACCCAGAUAUAAAUGAAACCAGCAAUGAGCUGUCAGUGUCCAUGUUGCUGUCUUUUAACAACGUCAUUGGGGACUUUAUUGGUAGCAUAACUGAAGUGGACAACAGGAGAUCACAGGCUCAGAAAAAUGAUUAGUAGAUUUGCCUGUGGAGUGGUCAAGUGCACAGAAAAGGGAUAUGAAGCCAGAUGGUUGAAAUUAAUCUAAACAUUUAUGGAAAGCAGUUCUGAGUCCUUAACCCUUGCGGAAAUUAUUUUUUGCCAAUGAGCGAAUCACUCCCGAAAAGGUCUUCCUUGUAAAGGCUGUGUCAUUAAUUCGUACUAUAAUAGGCCAUGAUUUAGUUCUAAAGAGCGUUUUUAAGUUUGAAACAGAGAAAAACGCAAAUUGUAAUACAAAGUUUUAAAGUUAUUUUUUUGUUACUAGAAAAAUAAAUGACAAUUUCUGAACUGUCCUUUGUUUUAAUAGUGAUGACGGUUAGAUUUGGUUAGGUCAGAGUUGAGAAACACAAAAAGUCUUGCUCUUUAUGUAUGACUGAAGACAAAACCUGAAUAGAGUUAUAGUAGACAUAUUUUAUUAACACCAUAUACAUGGUUUUUAGGUCUAGAAGUUACCUCAACUGCAGAUCAUUGUUUUCUGUUCAGCACCUGCUAUAGUCUGUCAGCAGAAUAUAUGUGCAGUGCAGAUAGAUGUGGUAACUGUAGAUGAUGGUAGAUACUUGAAGUUUUUUAAAGAUUCAUUCUAACUUGUAUUUAUCAUGUCUAUAUUCUUGUUUAAAUGCUGUACAUAACUGGAUUUGUUAAUGUUAACAGCAUUACUUUGAAACAAUCAGAAUAGCAGGUAUGCCUGUAAUGGUUUCACGUUGUCAUACCAAUAAAUCAAUCUUCCAAAUAA
Messenger RNA from Eleginops maclovinus (Patagonian blennie), 2340 nucleotides. It is a transcript of the gene lrrc14b, whose product is annotated as leucine rich repeat containing 14B. The record is from RefSeq and is a predicted model, not a curated record. Gene Ontology annotation, biological process: negative regulation of DNA-templated transcription; negative regulation of apoptotic process; negative regulation of cell differentiation. Lineage: Eukaryota; Metazoa; Chordata; Actinopteri; Perciformes; Eleginopidae. The transcript has 3 exons. The coding region runs from base 3 to 1586 and encodes 527 amino acids. Gene Ontology annotation, cellular component: cytoplasm.